AUGGCUAAACUGAACAUUGAUGGUGCCAGUAAAGGGAAUCUUGGUCUUAGUGGUAGAGGGGGUAUUAUCGAAGACUCUGAGGGGAAGAUGAUUGCUGCCUUUUUAAAUUUUUAUAGGAUUUGCACCAAUGUAGUGGCCAAAAUGAGGGUCUUACUUGAUGGUCUUCGGCUUUGUGCAGAGUUGGGUUUUAAUGGUUGUCAUGAUGUCCUUGCUCUGGUAGACUCCCUUGGGGUAAACCUUUACUUUUCCUUUUGGGAAAGUAAUAGGGCUGCUGAUUUCUUGGCUAACUUGGCUUGCUCUCGCACCUCAAACUCUUCUUUUCAAUGUGGCCAAAAUGUCCCUCAGGAGCUUAGCAGAAUCCUUCACGAAGACAAGGAUGGUCUCCCAAUUUUCAGAAUGUAA
Molecule: messenger RNA, 402 nt
Organism: Telopea speciosissima
Lineage: Eukaryota; Viridiplantae; Streptophyta; Magnoliopsida; Proteales; Proteaceae
Exons: 2
Coding region: 1-402 (133 amino acids)
Molecular function (GO): nucleic acid binding
Source: RefSeq, a predicted model, not a curated record